AUGGAGCCCAAGUGGUUUUGGGAUUAUCGUUAUGGAAGAGUUGGUUAUGAAGAAGGUGAAUUAUCAAUAAAGAAAGAUGAUGAGUUUGUGAGGGACUUGCUUCAGGUAAGUAUUUACAAAGCUAACACAAAAGGAAAAUGUUGAAUUUUUUCUUGAUAGGUUGAUUGGUUAAUAAUUAUGUUAGUAAUUAUGUAAUUUAUUAAAAGAUACGCAGCAAAACAAACAAGGCAGCAAAGUUUAUAUAAGUGAAAUUGACGAUUUAAGACUACCGAAGGCGAAGCUAAUAAACAAACAAUCAAAGAAAUAUCUGAAACGAAACAAAGAAAGACAUCGGGCAGAAAAAGUGGAGUUUGGUUGGUUCUUUCCUGUGCUUUCAGGGUUUUUCUCCUAGUCCUCCGAUUUUUCUUCCUCGCCAAAACUAUGUACACACCUAACUGAAAAUCUCACGACUUGUCAACAAGGUGUGUUUGCAACAGGCUUGCAGCAAACUUGUCAACAAGUGUUACAAUAAUGCUGUUAUUUUAUCAAGUUGCUACAAGGUUGUUAUGCACUCACAACUUGUUGACAAAUUGUUGAAUUGCAGGACGAUAGCAAGUUGUUGCAACAAUUGUAACAAGCCUGUUGAGCUCAGCAACCUUGUAGCAAGUUGUCAACAAGCCGUUGACAACUUGUCAACAGGCAGGGACAAGCAGUGCGAACACCUGUUGACAAGUCGUUGGAACAGCAUUGAAUUGCAGGACGAUAGCAAGUUGUUGCAACAAUUGUAACAAGCCUGUUGAGCUCAGCAACCUUGUAGCAAGUUGUCAACAAGCCGUUGACAACUUGUCAACAGGCAGGGACAAGCAGUGCGAACACCUGUUGACAAGUCGUUGGAACAGCAUUGCUGCAAGUCUGCAGCUGCAGGUUUGUUACAACUUGUACCCUAGCCUUAGCCCUACAAUCCAGGCCAAAACUCAUGUGGACUGCACUUAAUCAACUUUUGCAAAAAUCAUAACAAACAGCUAAAACUUGAAUUUACAAGCAUAUCCCCCACUCUCUAUUGUUGCAUAUCUACAUUUCUUAUUUGAUGAAAAAUCCCAUUCAACAUUGGAUUGGGGGACCGGGGGGGAUUAUUUAGAAAAAACGCCAUUCGAGGCCAAUGUCAAUCUCGUGCCCAGAGCCAUCGACGAUGGCUCUGGGUACGAGAUUGGGCCAAUAUCUGUAAGUCUUAGUUGUCAAGCAUGCGUGCGUUCAUCCUCGGUCCCAGGGCCUCACGGCUGACACAUCGAGGAUGGCGUGCGUCAUGAGCCCUAUAAUUCGGGUGAAUUUGGCUACCACAACCUGUAUAAUCGACCUCACAGUCGUGGUAAUAAAAGUGUUUUCGAAAUAUUUUACCGAUUCAUUUGUUUAUAUGAACCAAUCACCUUUGGUUUUGGUACUAUUGACCAAUCAUAAAGAGGCAGGAAAUUAGCAGAAAUUAUCAAAGCAGGAAAUUUCAAAUAAGUGGUCAUUCGACUCAAUUUGUUUGUGUGAGCAAAUGAAUUGCUAGAAUAUUUUAGGGAUACCUCCAUUGGCACUACUGUAAAUAAUCAAUGAUUAUCGUUAUCAAUCUUUUUUCUUUUUGUGCAUUUGAUGACUACAGACGUACGCCUUCAAGUCACUCUUUUUCUACACAAAGCUAUUCUCAACCAACAAAGAAAUGUGGGACGCAGGUAACCUGUCAGGAACUCUAAUGGAAUGUCUAGAGGUUCUCUUUAAUCUCUACAGUAUACCAAAUGCAACUGUACCAAAUUUCUUUUUCGAUGGAUACACCGGCCAAAACCCAGAAGAAGAUAAACGAAAGAAGAUUUUGAUGGGAUUGCUAAAGAUUGUCACUUAUCUUGAAAGUGCUAUAAAUUUAAACUCAUAG
Paramuricea clavata is the source of this 1888-nucleotide messenger RNA. Lineage: Eukaryota; Metazoa; Cnidaria; Anthozoa; Malacalcyonacea; Plexauridae. The record is from the annotation of a GenBank genome assembly.